This is a messenger RNA of Plodia interpunctella (Indianmeal moth), 3424 nucleotides long. RefSeq names its product proton-coupled amino acid transporter-like protein CG1139. The record is from RefSeq and is a predicted model, not a curated record. Gene Ontology annotation, molecular function: L-amino acid transmembrane transporter activity. NCBI's taxonomy places the organism in Eukaryota, Metazoa, Arthropoda, Insecta, Lepidoptera, Pyralidae. The transcript is spliced from 9 exons. Gene Ontology annotation, biological process: amino acid transmembrane transport. The coding region runs from base 481 to 1899 and encodes 472 amino acids.
UCGACUGUGGUCCUCGACGCUCAGUGCGCGAUGUUGGUUUAAUAAGAAUAUUUUAAUCGUUAUUUUCGUAAUUUGUGUAAAUAAAAGUAUAAAUAUUUUUUCUUUCCAAAAAAAUUUAUAUUUAUAGUAACAAUAUUUUUUUUUGUAAUAAUUAAACAGAAAAUGAGGUACACUUCAAAAGCGUCAAUUUAUUUUUGAAAAUUUUAUUUAACAGUAAACCAUUUCGGAUUUUUUGCAACCACGCGAGACUAAUAUAUCUCGCUUGUUGGUUAAACGCAACCGCACCGCUAAAAACUUCAGCAUCUUAACACGAGGUGUCCAUGAAAAUGGAACGAUCUGAUUUACUAUAGUGUGACAGCAUCGUUGACCAAGGCCCGGCCGACGCUCGACAGUCAACUAAAUACCGCGAGUGAGCAGCGCACGCGCCGCCCCUCCAACGAGACGCGAGAAAAUAUCGAAAUAAGUGAUCAAAUUAUCGACAUGACAAAAGUGGACUUGAACAAAUGCGGGAGCGUGGUGUCUAUGGGCCAAGAUGGAAGCAAUGGCCUGGACGGCUACGGCAUGUUCCAGUCGCGAGAACAGAUCCUGCCCAUGGAGAAGAGAGGUCACAGUCUUGAGAACGGCAAGGAAGCGGCCGCGGCUUCAGAGUAUCAAGUCACACAUCCCACUUCAUAUAUGGAGACACUGCUGCACGUCUUCAGAGGCAACAUCGGUAGCGGGCUGCUGGCCAUGGGAGACGCCUUCAAGAACGGUGGGCUCGUAUUCGCGACCAUCAUGACGGCUUGCCUCGGCAUCAUAUGCGUCCAUGCUCAACACCUUUUACUGGAUUGUUCAGACGAGAUGUACAGACAGACGAAGCGCGACAAGCCUCCGAACUUCCCAGACACAGUGUACCUGGUGUUCCUCCAUGGUCCUCCUCGGCUGCGGCGCCUGGCCACCACCAUGAGGAUACUGGUCAACAUGUUCCUUUGCAUCACGCAGCUUGGCUUCUGCUGUGUGUACAUCGUCUUCAUCGCAAAUAACGUAAAAAUGAUUUGCGACCACUACGGCUUCAAGUUAGACCUGUCGAUCCACAUCAUAAUUGUGAUGGUGCCGCUUCUGCUGUCGUGCAUGGUUCGCAACCUUAAGUACCUGACGCCGUUCUCCACGAUCGCCAACGUCCUCAUGCUGCUGGGAGUGAGCACAGUCAUCUACGCAGCCGCCCAGGACCUGCCCGCAGUCCACACCAGGGAUUACAUCGCUUCAUGGCAACAGAUACCUUUGUACUUCGGCACAGCUAUCUAUGCGUUUGAAGGGAUCGGACUGGUUUUACCUUUAAAGAAUGAGAUGCGAAGACCGGAGACGUUUCAAAAGCCUCUGGGGGUAUUAAACGUGGGGAUGGUGGUAGUGGGUUGCAUCUUCAUCGUCGUGGGCUUCCUCGGGUACCUCAAGUGGGGGGACGCUGUGGAGGGGAGCCUUACUCUCAACCUGAAGCCCGGGGAAAUUCUAAGCAACGUAGUCCAGGGGCUGAUAGCGUUUGCGAUCCUGUUCACUUAUCCCCUUCAGUUCUACGUGCCCAUUGACAUCACCUGGCCGUACCUGCAGACGAAGCUGGGCGACAAGUCACCAGUGGCAAAGGAACUGGGCUAUCGAGCUCUUCUCGUCGCUAUUACGUUCAUCUUGGCGGAGUCAAUUCCACAAUUGGGAUUAUUUAUCUCCCUGGUGGGAGCGGUGAGCAGCACAGCCCUGGCCCUCAUGUUCCCGCCAAUAAUCCAGAUGGUUAUGACGUCACAAAACCGCGGGCGAGUCCCCUGGACUAUGAUUGUGAAAGACGCCAUCAUCAUACUGUUAGGUAUCUUCGUUUUCUUCACAGGGACUUAUGAGAGCAUAGCCUCAAUCAUCAGGGUGUUUAGGGAAUAAAUUAUUUAAUUAUACAUUUGUUUAGAUAUGUAUGUAUAACCUACAAUGUUGACAUGUAAAAUUAUUUACAUAAAUUAAAUAUUACAUGAUUUCUAUAAAGUAUGCAUUUCGUAAAAAUGACAUUUAAAGAGUUUACUUUUAAAAAAUAUUAAUCGGGAUACAGAUAUGCGAAGUCAUACGCUGAAUAGGCUAGCCCGUCGUUAUACUAGUAAGUUAAAAUGUAUGAGCAUAUUUUGUAAACACUCUUUGUAAGUAAUGUCAUCAUUCAAUAUACAUGUUUACUAGUGUUAAUGCGGCCUAAGAUUUACAGAACCUUAAAAGUUGCAUUCACUCAUGUUCAUGCCAUAUUACAGUAUCGAAAUGAAAAUUAACUAUUUUUAUUAAUUUUUGUGUUAAAUUAAAUUACCCAUUUUAACAUAAAAUGAGGUUUAUUUCCAGCAGGGGUCAGCCAUCAGAUGUGAAUGAUGAAAUAUCUUAGUAUUGAAACAGUUUUCAUUUAGUUAAGACGUAUUUUUCCUUACAGUCUUCUGAUGCUUGAUGUUAUAACUGCAAUAGUAAAUACACGGAUUACACAUAAAUUUUAACAUUCAAUAUAAUAAUGUAUUUGAUUAAAAUUGUGAUAAGAAUUAAUUUAAGUUUAUAACAUAGUAUUUCGAAUAAUACUUACUUCUGUGAUUUAAUCUUACUUUUGUGAGUUUAACUAUGUGUAUCGGACAUAAUUAAUAGUAUUAUUAUUUAUAUAAUAAAUAGUUAAAUGUGUUUACCAUAAACUGAGAAGAAUAUAAUUUUCAUAACAUUUUUUUCUGUUUUAUGUGUACGUAUUUGUACCGAUCUCUCCAAGUACGAGUACAUACAUAAAAUCUGACAUCAGUGUUAGUACGCUCUCACUAAUAGGAGCUGUGCAUGGAGAAAAUAUUUUAUACUUUAUACAAAGUCUGUAUGUGGCUCAAAGGCGAUUAAAAUGGUUGUUUUGAUCAUCUCAUUACCCCUUUCACGUUUCUAUCUAUGCCUGGCUUUGGAAAGGAAGCUCUUAUUAUAUCUAUUAUAUUUAUAUAUUUAUAUUAUAUAUAAUGGCAUUGUCAAAUAUAUUUGUCUAGAAAUGCAGUAACUAAUUAUUUAUUGUCCGAUAAAUAAUUUUAUAUCAUACGAAGCUCAAGCAAGAUGCAAUACAAUAUAUAUAUAAGUAGUAUAGGUAUGUCAGUUAUACACUAUCUUUGAACUCAGAUGGCGACUCGAAUUAAUGAAGAUUGCGUAGUUCGUAUGAAAGCCUUUGUUUACCGUAAUGUAAAACCAGCAAUGUAUGCCGAACCGCCAUAGUUUGAGGACUGUUCAGCUACUAUACAUAUAAUCUAUGGUUCAGCGAUAGUGUGAAGCCGACACAGCUCAUGUAAGAUGGCCUAGGCCUGAUAGCCUGUGAUUAGGUAUCUAUUUAAUAUGUAAGUACCUGUCCUGUCUGAUAGUGUUUUCGGAUGCUUGUGACGUUUCUAAUAAAACUAACAUGACAUUUCAAUGUCACUUUAAUUGA